This is a messenger RNA of Balaenoptera ricei (Rice's whale), 8469 nucleotides long. RefSeq names its product sorbin and SH3 domain containing 1 (gene SORBS1). NCBI's taxonomy places the organism in Eukaryota, Metazoa, Chordata, Mammalia, Artiodactyla, Balaenopteridae. The record is from RefSeq and is a predicted model, not a curated record. The transcript is spliced from 31 exons. Gene Ontology annotation, biological process: cell-substrate adhesion. Gene Ontology annotation, molecular function: protein binding. The coding region runs from base 219 to 5153 and encodes 1644 amino acids. Gene Ontology annotation, cellular component: cytoplasm; nucleus; cell-substrate junction.
AGAAAAACAGAGCGGGGCCAACUGCAGAGUGUAGUGCGAGUUGGGCAGGACGCGCGCAGCCGGCCCGCCCGCCCGGAGACCCGCAAGGAGUGGCAUUUAUUGGAAGAGUUUGUGAGACCUUCUCUCUGCCCACAGCUCCAGGACCAAUGCGUCUUUCCAGCACCUUAAACCACUGGUGAAUAUAGCCCCAGUUACAGAAGACUUGUCCUAUCACCACCAUGAGCUCUGAAUGCGAUGUUGGUGCUUCCAAAGCUGUGGUGAAUGGUUUGGCACCGGGCAGCAAUGGGCAAGACAGAGACACGGAUCCUACAAAAAUCUGCACUGGGAAGGGAGCGGUGACUCUCCGGGCCUCAUCCUCCUACAGGGAGAUUCCAAGCGGUAGCCCUGUGAGCCCUCGGGAAACCCCGCAAGAGGAAAGGAAACCAGUUCUGGAGUCAGAGAAUUCCUCAGCAGAUGAGUGGAGGCUUCCUUCCAAUGCUGAUGCCAAUGGAAACGCCCAGCCCUCUCCACUCGUUGCCAAGGGCUACCGAAGCGUGCAUCCCAACCUUCCUUCCGACAAGCCUCAGGGCUCAAGUCCUCUACUAAAUGAAGUUUCUUCAUCGCACGUUGGAACUGAUUCCCAGACCUUUGCACCAGUUAGCAAGCCAUCAUCUGCCUACCCCUCCACGACAAUUGUCAAUCCUACUAUUGUGCUCUUGCAACACAAUCGAGAACAGCAGAAACGACUCAGUAGCCUUUCAGAUCCUGUCUCGGAAAGAAGAGUGGGAGAGCAGGACUCAGCACCAACUCAGGAAAAACCCACCUCCCCUGGCAGGGCUGCUGAGAAGAAGGUGAAGGAUGACAGCAGGCGGGUGGCAAAGAGCACUCAGGACCUAAGCGAUGUUUCCAUGGAUGAUGUGGGCAUCCCACUCCGGAACACCGAGAGAUCAAAAGACUGGUACAAGACCAUGUUUAAGCAGAUCCACAAACUAAACAGAGAUGAUGAUUCAGAUCUGUACUCUCCUCGAUAUUCCUUUUCUGAAGACACAAAAUCUCCCCUUUCUGUGCCUCGCUCAAAAAGUGAGAUGAACUACAUUGAUGGUGAGAAGGUAGUUAAGAGGUCGGCCACACUUCCCCUCCCGACCCGCUCUUCCUCGCUAAAAUCAAGCUCAGAAAGAAACGACUGGGAGCCUCCAGAUAAGAAAGCGGAUACAAGAAAAUACCGUGCAGAACCCAAAAGCAUUUACGAAUAUCAGCCGGGCAAGUCCUCCGUUCUGACCAACGAAAAGAUGAGUCGGGAUAUAAGCCCAGAAGAGAUAGAUUUAAAGAAUGAACCUUGGUAUAAAUUCUUUUCGGAAUUGGAGUUUGGGAAACCGCCUCCCAAAAAGAUAUGGGAUUAUACUCCUGGAGACUGCUCUAUCCUUCCUAGAGAGGAUAGAAAGACUAAUCUAGAAAAAGAUCUCAACCUCUGCCAAACAGAGUUAGAGGCAGAUUUAGAAAAAACGGAGACGCUUAAUAAAGCACCCAGUGCAAACCUGUCACAGAGCUCAGCAGUCAGCCCCACUCCGGAAAUUUCUUCAGAGCCUCCUGGAUAUGUAUUUUCUUCCAACUUCCACGCGGUGAAGAGGGAAUCAGAUGGGGCUCCUGGGGAUCUUACCAGCUUGGAGAAUGAGAGGCAGAUUUAUAAAAGCGUCUUGGAAGGAGGAGAUAUCCCUCUCCAGGGCCUGAGUGGGCUCAAGAGGCCAUCCAGCUCGGCCUCAACUAAAGUGGAUCAUAAAGGUGGGAAUGCUCACAUGAUUUCUUCAUCUUCAGUUCAUAGCCGAGCGGUUCACACUAGCAGUGUGUUAGGCCCCGGGUGUAAGCACAAGAAACCCCUGUCCGCUGCGAAAGCCUGCAUUUCGGAAAUCCUCCCCUCCAAGUUCAAACCCAGGCUCUCUGCUCCCAGCGCUCUUUUGCAGGAUCAGAAGAGCGUCCUGUUGCCAUCCGAAAAGGCUCAGAGCUGUGAGAACCUUUUUGUCUCGGUUCCUCUGAAUGAUUCCAAAAGAGGCCUCCCCCUGCAAGUGGGGGGCAGCGCGGAGAACCUGCUCGUGCGCUCCCGGCGGGACUACGACGGCAGGUCGAGCAGCACCAUGAGCCUGCAGGAGUACAGCACCAGUGCCAGGAGGCCCUGCCCACUCUUGAGGAAGGCUGGCCCGCAGUUCACCAUGCUCUACCGAGAUAUGCACCAGAUCAACCGGGCCGGCCUCUUCCUGGGGUCCGUCUCCUCCUCCAGUGUGCGGGAUCUUGCCUCCCACUUCGAGAGGAGCGGCCUGGCAUUGGCCAGGGGCGAGCUGGGCCCCAGCCAGGAAGGCUCGGAGCACAUCCCCAAGCACACCGUCUCCUCCCGCAUCACAGCUUUCGAGCAGCUGAUUCAGCGGUCCCGGUCCAUGCCGUCGCUGGACCUGUCCGGCAGGCUGAGCAAGUCCCCCACGCCCAUGCUGGCCCGGAGCGGCCUAACCUCUGCCCGCUCGGCCGAGUCCCUCCUGGCGUCAACCAAGCUCCGGCCCAGGGAGGUGGGCGGGCUGAACGCUGGGGGCAUCUAUGCCUCCCCGGCGUGUAGCCGGAUGGCGGACCCCACCUUGGGCUUCAGGGGCCUCGUGCCUUCCGAGCCGCUCUCCGCCUGCUCGGACGAGCUGGACCGCUGCUCAAACGUCUCCAGCGACAGCCGAGAGGGCAGCAGCGGCAGCAUUCACGGAGACUUCCCCAAACACCGCCUCAACAAGUGCAAGGGCACCUGCCCGGCCUCCUACACCCGCUUCACCACCAUCCGUAGGCACGAGCAGCAGCAGACCUCCCGGCGGCCCGACUGGCGCCCGGAUCCCAGGGGGGACAAGGGCACGCUCCUCAGGAACAUCUACCUAAUGAGCCCCCUCCCUUUUCGGUUGAAAAAGCCCUUCCAGCAUCCCCCCAGACAGCUUUGUCCCGGGGACUUCUCGGGCCAGAAGCCAGACCCCCCCAGUCAGCCCCAUCAGGACGAGCCCCCCUCCGGGGGGAGGCCCUUGGUUCCCAGACGCCUGUCUUCCCGGCACACCAUGGCCAGGCUGAGCCGGAUCUCAGAGCCCCCUCAGGAGAGACCCGCGGCCCCGGAGGUCUGCCUGACGGCCUUUAGAAAUGGGAACUCUCUGCCGUGCUCAGACCACAGCCUGGAUAGGAACAACAACCCCCAAAGUGAACUGGGAGCGUCCCUCGGAGAUUCAGAAUCACCAAGGCAUUUUAUACCAGCUGAUUACUUGGAAUCCACAGAAGAAUUUAUUCGGAGACGUCAUGAUGAUAAAGAGAAACUUUUAGCGGACCAGAGACGACUUAAGCGUGAGCAAGAAGAAGCCGAUAUUGCAGCUCGACGCCACACGGGCGUCAUUCCGACGCACCAUCAGUUUAUCACUAAUGAGCGCUUUGGGGACCUCCUCAAUAUAGACGAUACAGCAAAAAGGAAAUCUGGGUCAGAGAUGAGACCUGCCAGAGCCAAGUUUGACUUUAAAGCUCAGACACUAAAGGAGCUUCCUCUGCAGAAGGGAGACGUCGUGUACAUUUAUAAGCAGAUCGAUCAGAACUGGUAUGAAGGAGAGCACCACGGCCGGGUGGGGAUCUUCCCCCGCACCUACAUCGAGCUUCUUCCUCCUGCUGAGAAGGCUCAGCCCAAAAAGCUGGCACCAGUGCAGGUUCUGGAAUAUGGCGAAGCUGUUGCCAAGUUUAACUUUAAUGGUGAUACCCAAGUAGAGAUGUCCUUCAGAAAGGGCGAGAGGAUCACGCUGCUUCGACAGGUGGACGAGAACUGGUACGAAGGGAGGAUCCCAGGGACAUCCCGGCAAGGCAUCUUCCCCAUCACCUAUGUGGACGUGAUCAAACGGCCAUUGGUGAAAAACCCCGUGGAUUACAUCGACCUGCCUUUCUCCUCCUCCCCAAGUCGUAGUGCCACUGCAAGCCCUCAGUUUCCCGGUCACAGCAAGCUCAUCAUGCCAGCCCCCUCAUCUCUGCCCCACGCCCGCCGAGCCCUGUCCCCUGAGAUGCACGCUGUCACCUCUGAGUGGAUCUCGCUGACCGUAGGAGUCCCGAGCAGGCGGCCUCUGGCCCUGACCCCACCCUUGCCUCCUCUGCCAGAGGCUUCUGUCUAUAGCCCUGAACCCCUGGCCUUGUGGGCGAGGCCCAGCUCCUCCCUUACCCUCAGCCUCCCCCGUUCGAGCUGGUCGGCCCGGGCCACCCCACGCUCGGCAAUCUCCCCGCUGGCCCUGCCUCCCCCGCACAAAGCCUGCUCCCUGGCACCCGGUGCCCAGACCUCCCUCCACGCCAGCGGAGAUGGUGGUGCCCACGUGCCACCUCCAGGGGUCCUCAAGGAUAGCUUCUCCCAGCCGAGGCUUGGGCGUUCGGACAGGGUCAUCUCGGAGCUUAGCGACGCCUUUAGCAGCCAGGGUGAGCCGCAGCCGUGGCGAGAAGGAAGUGGAGCACGUGAGAGGAAAGCAGACAGGGAGGCAGGUGAGAGAUGCCCGGGUGGACCCGCCAUCUCUAAGAAGAGCUGCCUGAGACCGUCAGACGUGGUCAGGUGUCUGAGCACCGAACAGAGACUCCCAGAGCUCCACACCCCAGAGGAGAGCCGGCCCCGCCAGCCCCGGGGUAGCCCUUUCCCGGGAAGGGAGGCUGAGCCCUCAGAGCGGCAGAGAGGUGGCGAGCCGGCCGAGAGGAAGGCCGCUCGGACUGGUGCGAGCGAGCCUUCUCAUCAUUCAUUGAGAGCAGGACCUGAUCUCACAGAAUCUGAAAAGAGCUAUGUGGAAGCAGUUUGCAAUGAGAUCAUAAACAUUGCCGAAAAAUCUGUUCAUUACUGCAGCACUGUUUCUCAUCCCCUUGACUUUCAUCACAAGGUAUCCCCUUCUGACAAUAAAUCAUCUCUAAUCAUUUCUCAGCAACCUCAAGCCCUGCAGCGAAGAGUCACCCCAGACAGGAGUCAAACCUCCCAGGAUUUAUUUAGCUACCAAGCAUUGUAUAGCUAUAUACCACAGAAUGAUGAUGAAUUGGAACUCCGAGAUGGAGAUAUUGUUGAUGUCAUGGAAAAAUGUGACGAUGGAUGGUUUGUUGGUACUUCAAGAAGGACAAGGCAGUUUGGUACUUUCCCAGGCAACUAUGUAAAGCCUUUGUAUCUAUAAGAAGACUGAAAGCCACAGAGAUGAUUUUUAUUGGAGGAUGAAGCAUAACUCAUGAAUUUGUCUCUUUAUUUAAACAUUGAGUCAGUAGGAAAACUAAUGCAGUGGAUAAAGAAAGAAGCAAAAGAGAGGACAGAGAAGUGCAUUUAAAACCUGAGCCUGUCUAAGCUUACUGCGUGUAUCAGACAGGGCUGAACCACGCAGAAAAGGAAUGAGGCAAGUUGGUAUUUACUCAGCUGCUUCUGGGAGCCGCUCCAGCCCUGCCCUCUUCCCGCGCCCCCCACCCCCACCCCCGCCACCCCCGGCUUGAGUAAUCUGACCUGCAGCAUGGUCCAGGAGCAGUUAGGCCAGAUAAUGCUUCUUGCUGCUUCAGGCUUGACCGGCUUUGGCUCAAAAGGGUCGUUUAGCCCGCAGGAGCCCUCGGAGCACCAGGCAGAUCCCCAGCCAUCCUCCAGGGCUCCGCACAGACUCCCCCAAUCGUCCCCGAGCCUGCCGGUACCCUAGUGCUGUGAGAGGCCAGUCAGGGCUGCCAAGGCGAUCCCUAAACCGUGGUGGAGACCCCGAACUACCCAAGGCCAAGCCCCUCACUGGAGGUGGGUGGGGAAAUGGAGUUCAAAGUAGGCGCCCAGUGCAUUCAGCCUGCAUGCAGCUUUGCCAUUGAUGCCCCCGGUGUUCAGCCAGAAAAGCACACAAGGUUUGCCCCUGGAGCAGGGUGGCCAGGCAGAUAGUUAAAUUUGUAUUUCCAGGUGAUUGAUUAAGUCAAGAAGCCCUGUAGCUUUUGAGGUCCCUUGCAGUGGCUCCUUCCCCAUAUCACUGGCUGUUAUGAACGGUCACCUUGAGGGCAGCACAGUUGCAUUUAGCAGAAUGCCAUUGCUACUCUUUCUUUUCUGGAUUGUUUUAGGCCAGGACAGUUUGGGGUUGAUAGGCCUAUUCUCACAGAGAACCAAGGAUGGUGUUCAGUGACUCAUGUAACGUACACCCGUGUACACUGGAUGCCAGGGGCCACUGAUGAGCAAGGCAUGCUCCAAGCCUUAGAAGAGGGUCACCGUGUCUCCAUUUUCAUUCCCCAUGGGAGUCCAAGGACUACCCCAAAAGUAGGAACCCAGGGUUAUGAAUCCUGACUCACCCUGUGAGGCUUCUCUUUAGAGCAGAGGUGCAGAUGCAGUGGCCCUAAGAAUGAGGCCGUGAUUCUGCCACUCCCAGGAGGCCGGUCUUUUGUGGGGAACAGAGCCAAGGACAGAGGCGCCUGGGGUGUUCAGUCACAACUUUAUCCAAUUCAAGGAUGCUUAUUGGCCACUCUGUUAGACACCUUGGAGAGAUAAAGAUAGAAAUGACUCAUUCCCUGCCUGCUGGGAACUCAGAGGUUGUUGGAGAGACAGACACACAAAAAUACUAAAUCAAGAGAGACUGUGAUAAGUGCUAAGAAAGGUGUGAGAGAGGAAGAGAUGAAUUUUCCCUGAAGGGACCCUAGAAAGCAUCGUCAUAUUUCUGUCUCCAUUAGCUCACUUUGAACAACUAGGAUGCUGGAAGAACCUUUGUCUGAGGGUGGUGUAUGGCUGGAAAUACUUGGAACUGUUUCCAGGGUCUUCAAACUCUCAUCCUGCCCACAAAUACACAUCCAAGGUCACAAAUAGGAGUAGCAGUUCCAGGUUGAUAGGGUGUGUACAGGAACCCUGACUCUUUGCAUAUAGCUCAGAAUUGGCCUAGGACCCAUGUCCCAGAGUCUGUAUAAGCACGCAAAGUUUGUCUUCAGUGCCUCAGCUUCUCUCUCCACUACUCAUGACCUCCGUCAGCUGCCCACCCCCAUCAGAGAGCCCACAGUACCCUCCCUCCCUGUCCUUCAAAGCCUGCUCUCAGGAAAGCAACUGCCACUGACUCCUUCACAGUAAAGUAUAAAUGACUGAUAAGAGGAAGGUGUUAUUUCUUCCCAGAAACACUGGCUUUUAACUAGAACAGAGCAGAGCCUUAAUCCCAAGGGGAAAAGGCUGUGGAACUAAUGGUGGAGGUGGGGCUGGGGCUAUAGGUGAGGGGGGAUGAGCUUCCUGGGUAGAAAGGGACUUCUUGAUAUUCCUUAAGUAAGAAAGACUCAGUGCUUUGGAAGGUCCACCUCACCAUCCAAGGGCACUCUGUUUCUGUCUCUCCUCCCCCUCCGAAUAUAGUUCCCCCUCCGAAUACAGUUCAAGUGCAUAUCCCCAUGCAUUUCACAUAGCAGCAUCACGCAUUUUGGAAUGUAUAUUGGCUAAUGUGUUUCCUGGUCUUUCUUAGAUGCAAACCAUUCAUAACACGAUCUUAUCUGUUUUUUUGAGGGGUGCUUAUUGAUUAAGUAGGUAAGUUUGAACACCUCUUUAAAUACAGCUAGAAAAUAAACCAAUUUGUAAAGCCACAUUUGCAUAUGAUGCCAGCCACAUGACUUUGUAUAUCUCCAGAAUCCCAGGUAUGCCUCACCAAUUUGCCCAUCUUUAAUAAACUCAUCUGUUAAAAUUUGCAUCAAACUUCAGCUUCCCACAUAUGACACAACAAGGAACAAAGGGUUCCAACUGCCCCUUUGUCUUCAGACAUUUAGUAAUACAAAAUACCUAUUUUUAUGCUGAGAUAUUUAUACAGGUUUAUUAAUCGCAAGUGCAACUAACUGGCGGCGUGCCCUGCAACACAUUUUGAUAGAUUAGCCAUGCUUCUGGGUAAAGGCAAGCCCCACACUACUUAACUUUUGCAGUCUUUCUGGGAUCAGUAAGAGAAAAAAAAAUCACAUGCUUAAGAAGUGGGACUGUAAAUAUGUAUAUUUAACUUUGUAUAGUCCAUGUACCUACUUUGUAUAGAAAAAUAAUUUUAAAAAUUUGAACCGAAGGGGGAGUAAAAUAAGGAAGUCAUGAAGUUUUUUUGCAUAUUUAAAUGAAGGAAUUCCAAAAUAACUUUACCUGCAGAUUUUUAGCACAAAAAUAGCCCUUGUAAAGUGUUAUAAUUUUAAAUAUUCUUUCUGGGAGAGAAGGUAACUGUUAUCUCAAUUAUAGUGGUUUUUCUUAUUUUUUGAUUUUUUUUUUUUUUUUUGCAGUCCUAUUUAUCUGCAGUAGUAUUCAGGCCUAUUGCUAGAAUAGGUUACUACAAAAAAUAUUAUAUUCUGAAAGAAAAAUAACUGACAUUAUAUAUAACCAGUUAAAGUAUUGCCAUUUAAAUUACACACCAAGAGCAUGUACUAUGCAGACACAGAUAUUUCUGUUCAUCUAUUUUUCUUUAUGCAGUGGAUCGAUCUGACAAAUAGAUGUUGAAUUACUACAUUGGCUGUACAUGUUAUUUAAUAAACUUCAUUCAGAAUUGCGUGGCA